ACCUCAAAGCAAUUGCUUGGCUGUUUCUCUCUCACUGACGUCAAGCGGAUAACUUGGUGAUGUUCUCUGUCAGGUACGAGGACAAAGGACGUUAUGUUAUUUAUACGUUACGUUACGUUACGUUACAAGCGAUAACCAUACAAUCACAUCGAUAACGAUUAUCUUCAAUCCCAAGCUCGUUCGUUUUCUUGAUCCAUUAUACAACUUUUAUCUUCAAUACUCACAUCUACGCGUGUUGGCUGGUUCUCACAGCAUUUGCCAGCCCUCAAUUGACUCGACUUCUCCAACAUGUCAUCUCAACCCUCGACCAUCGAUCAAUUGAAGAAUACAGCUUCUUCCGCAUACGAGACUGUAGCCAACAGUGUAUCUGCGAUGUCUAAAGAUGGCGUUUAUGAUCCUGACCAAGACAAGAACAUGGUUGGAAAAGAUGCACAUGGGAACAAGUUUAGGAAGGGCGAUUUUAAAGAUAAAUUGAAUCAAGCUGCUUGUGGGGGGCAACCAGAAAAGGAGGAAGAAAGCCUGACAGAGAAAGCAUUUUCGUGGAUACCAGGUAUAAGCGCAUUACAAAAGUCAACUUUGGAACAAGGACCAGAGGACACGACGGUGAAGGGCAAUGAAGCACCCCCAGUUCGGCCACAACACGAUGUGCCAAUUGAACAAUUUUUGAGAAAGCAAUACCAUAGCAGAAGUGGAGAUGGGAUCCCAAACCCGAGGGAAAGUAAUUGA
This is a messenger RNA of Botrytis deweyae, 726 nucleotides long. RefSeq lists its product as uncharacterized. Bases 289 to 726 code for a protein of 145 amino acids. The transcript is spliced from 3 exons. NCBI's taxonomy places the organism in Eukaryota, Fungi, Ascomycota, Leotiomycetes, Helotiales, Sclerotiniaceae. The record is from RefSeq and is a predicted model, not a curated record.